Molecule: messenger RNA, 1746 nt
Organism: Meloidogyne enterolobii
Lineage: Eukaryota; Metazoa; Nematoda; Chromadorea; Rhabditida; Meloidogynidae
Source: the annotation of a GenBank genome assembly
UGAACAACAAUUAAAUCCAAACAAAAUAACCAACAACAACAAAAUUACCGAAGCCCUUUUUGGUGGAAUGCCUUUGAACAUUAUUCAAUCAAAGACAGAAGAUGGAAGUCCUUUACCUCGUUUUGUACAUGAUAUAAUGGAGUAUAUUGAGGGGUAUGCACAUUUGACAGAAUGGCUUUUUAGGAAAAAUGGUGUAAAAGGAAGAAUUGAAGAAAUAAAAGAUUGCUGUUCACAAUUAUCUCCAAACAAUCCAAUACCCUCUCAUUUACUUGCAGAAUCCCAAAUUUUUGAUCUUUGCGAUGCUCUCAAGCUCUUCUUCAGAUCAUUACCCGAAUGUUUAUUUACAAAUAAAGUGUCUAGUUUGCUUCAGAAUUGGUUAAGAGAAUUACCCCCAACUUAUUCUCCAAAACAUUUCCAAAUUGCACAAUAUUCAAUACUUAUUUUGCCUGCAGAAAAUCGAGAGGCCCUUUUAAUUCUUUUACGUUUUUUAUGUGGAAUUGCCAGACAUUCAAAUAUAAAUAAAAUGAAUUCUUUAAAUCUCGCUACUUGUUGGAUGCCUUCAAUUUUUCAAUUUUUUAAUUCACAACCUUUACAACAAAAACAACAAAGACAAAAUAGUACAAUUCCUCUUUUAUCCUUGGAAAAUGGUGGGAAUGGAAUUAGAAAGAGACUAAUGCGACGAAAAACAAUAGAAAUAAGUUUAGUGAAUGCUGGAGGAAUUACAACCUUAGCAACAACAGAAAAUACAAGUCCAACAUUACCAAAUAAAAACAACAAUUCCUGUACAAACAAUUAUGAGUCUAUAAAACAAUUAUUAAGUGCAAUGAUUGAUGGAUGGGAAAAAUUAAUUUUAUUGCCAACAUGUUUAAUUGAAAAUAAUAAAUAUUUAAAUCGGUUAAUUGAAACAUGCCGAACAUUUAAUAAUGGGGCUAUUUGUUUAAAAAUAAAGAAAAAUGGGCAAUUUGAAUUUAAUGAUGAAUUACAUCAAAAAUUGAGGAGAAUGUUACACAGGCUUAAAGAGGAUUAUUCAAAUGGUUGGCUCACCAAUAACACAAACAAAUGCUGGAAAUUACAACGGGUAUUUUCUGAUGGGGCGCAUAUUUAUACACGUUCAAUAAACGACAUGGCUCCCAAUUUAAAAUCUUUUUUGGUUCAGACAAGUGUGCCUGCUUCCCCUAAUUUAAUAUUAUCUGUUUUAAUUAAUGGAAGAACAUUAUGGGAUCCUAAUGUAAUUGGAAUUAAACGUGUUGGACCUUCAGGGCAAAAUUUUGAUAUUGUUCGCUUUCAAUAUAAGCCAACUUUAAUUACUUUAGGGAAAUGCUCCUUUUUGGCUAGGCGUUGGACUUACAACGAAAUAGGGAACGAGUCCCCAACAUGUUCACUUAUCGAAUGUUCUGUUACUUCACAAGAGGAUGACAACAAUUUAGAUGGAGGGGAUUUUGAAAGGGUUUAUGUCCACGAAUCAAAAUUCUUAAUUGUCCCAAGAUGUGCUGGGUUUUCACAAAUUAUUUAUAUUUCGAGAAUUGACUUUAAGUGAGUGUUUUGGAAAUUAUUGAAUUUUCGUUUUCCACAAUUCAGACACUUAAUUUCUUAAAUUCAAAUUCUUCUUUUCUUUUUUCCUCAAGGUUUUCCUUUCCAACCAAAAAGGGUUAUUCUGAGCUUCGUUCCCCCUUUUUUCCUUCCUUAAGAUUGUACAUAAAUGUCAGAUUUUCUUCUUCCUCUCCUUCCACUAUUUGCCCUGUGUGC